Aethina tumida (small hive beetle) is the source of this 1471-nucleotide messenger RNA. RefSeq lists its product as uncharacterized. NCBI's taxonomy places the organism in Eukaryota, Metazoa, Arthropoda, Insecta, Coleoptera, Nitidulidae. The transcript has 5 exons. The coding region runs from base 319 to 1152 and encodes 277 amino acids. Gene Ontology annotation, biological process: carbohydrate metabolic process. The record is from RefSeq and is a predicted model, not a curated record. Gene Ontology annotation, molecular function: isomerase activity; carbohydrate binding.
UGUAUCUGUUUUUUGUUUAAUCAUGAAAAAGUGGUCGCGUCCUUUCUUGUGCAUAUUAAGGGAGAAGACUGGCAGUGCGCUUUCGCAAUACAAUCACACGGCCGACACAACCCCUUAGCGCUGGUGGCAGUUUCCAUUGUUGGGCGACGCUACCGUUCACCGCAAAACCACCGUACGCACAGGUUAUUUUAUUUUUUCAGCUACCGACAGAGGGAACCUAACACCUGACCACUUGCCUGCGCAGGUGAACUUAAAAACGUGAAAGUGCAUUGAAAAGUGAAAACAACGCGGCAGAUUGCAACCCGGCAAACAUUUGCUAUGGCUGCAACUAGCGUUGUGGUGCUGGACAGGGGGAACAACACGACGUGUACGAUCAAUUUGCACGGGGCCACCGUCGUUUCGUGGCGGGUAAACAAUCAGGAACAAUUAUUUGUGAGUAAACAAGCUGUUUUCGAUGGUAAAAAAGCGAUAAGGGGUGGUAUUCCGUUUGUGUUUCCACAAUUUGGACCAUGGACUUUUGGACCACAACAUGGAUUUGCAAGGAUUGUUAGGUGGAAUUUAGAGAAGCCACCAGAGAAACUGGCCAGUGGAGAUGUUGAAGCAAUAUUUUCAAUCAUGGACACAGACUUUACAAGAUCAAUGUGGAACUAUCAGUUCCGCUUAACUUAUAGGUUAAUAUUAAGGGAAAAGGAAUUACAUUUUAACAUAGCCGUUUUUAACCCAAACAAAGAACUGACAUUCAGCUUUAACAUGUUACUGCAUACAUAUUUCAAAGUUCCUGACGUUCGUCGUUGUCAAAUAACGGGGCUGCAGGGCUGCACGUUCAUAGACAAAACGAGGGAGGGCGCCGUCUAUCAGGAGGCCCGCGACGUGGUGACCAUCGGAGAAUGGACCGACAGAGUGUACCAGAACACGCCGCAGGAGCACAUCAUCACGAACGUGGUAUCAGGCAGGAAGAUGCGCAUACAGAAGUACAACUUCCCGGACACCGUGCUCUGGAACCCGUGGGUCGAUCAGGCCAAGGACAUGGGUGACUUUGGCGACGACGAAUAUCCAAAUAUGAUUUGUGUCGAGUCCGGACAUGUGUCUAGCCCUGUGAUACUCAUACCAGGUACUGCAUUUGAAGCAAGUCAAAUUCUUCAAGUCAUGUGAAUAACAAGUACUGCAAUUCCGGCCGUCCCAAUGGCAAUUAUUCUUGUAUUUUAAUAGUAUGGCUCAAGUAAGCUAGGAAAAUACAAGAACUAAGUGUGUAUGUUGAAAUGAAAAGCAAUAGCAAUAUAGUAAUAUGAGUGGUAGAACCACUGUUUUGCAUUCCUCAGAAAAAAAAUAAAACUAGCCUUAUGUAGUAUACGAUUUGUAGUCCUCUAAAUAGUUGUUCUUGUGCAAUAGCAGUUAUGUGGAAAUAUUUUUUUUGAUAGCUAACUUAUUCUUAGAAACCGCUUUUAUCUUUAAAUAAAUUAUUACACAGAAA